Molecule: messenger RNA, 489 nt
Organism: Vicia faba (fava bean)
Lineage: Eukaryota; Viridiplantae; Streptophyta; Magnoliopsida; Fabales; Fabaceae
Source: the annotation of a GenBank genome assembly
AUGUCCCCUCCCAAAGAAACCAUCCUUCAUGUCUCUACUACUCUUUGCCAUCUUGUUGUACCAGAACCACACUCUGCAGAUUUCAAUCAACAAAUUGAUACACUACUUUUCCACCAUCAAAGUCGAUCAGUGGAACAACACUAUGGCAUCCCUAAUGAUAACCCUGAACCUAUAAUUACUAUCUCUGAUAAGGACUAUUUUCGUGUUGAAUCCCCAAUUUUCUUCUCUCCCAAAAAUGGAGAUACUGGAUUUGAUAUAGACACUCUACUCCUACCCCCAAAAUAUGACUUCUCACCGCUAUGCAUUAACACAAAUGAUUCCAACACUUUCCUUCCAGAUCCUGCACAAAUUACUUCCUUAGCAUCAUCAUUCUUCUGUGACAUCCCAAGCAUGAAUACCCACCCCCGGGUCCAUCCUAACUCCACCACUCAAUCUGAUUGUCCAAAACCAAACAAAUACAUCUAUCUUAGAUCCAUGACUGCUCUUUAA